Prunus persica (peach) is the source of this 1533-nucleotide messenger RNA. RefSeq lists its product as uncharacterized. The transcript is spliced from 3 exons. Lineage: Eukaryota; Viridiplantae; Streptophyta; Magnoliopsida; Rosales; Rosaceae. The coding region runs from base 1 to 1533 and encodes 510 amino acids. The record is from RefSeq and is a predicted model, not a curated record.
AUGAAUGGGCCCCUUGAUAGAGCUUUUCAGAAAAAGGCUAGAGAACAAUGUGAUGCUGAAGUUGCAAGGAUGUUUUAUACAGGUGGAUUGUCCUUCCACCUUGCAAGGAAUCCACAUUAUCGAAACUCCUAUCUUCGUGCUUCUACGCUUCUAGGAUAUGUUCCACCAGGUUACAAUGCACUAAGAACUACUCUUUUGCAACAAGAGAAGAGGCACAUUGAGCGGUAUUUACAACCAAUCAAGAGUGCAUGGAGCACUAAAGGUAUAAGUGUGUGUAGUGAUGGGUGGACAGAUUCACAAAGAAGACCACUUAUUAACAUUAUGGCAACUUGUGGGAGCCUGCCUAUGUUCUUGAAGGGAAUUAAUUGUGAUGGAGAGUACAAGGACAAACAUUGUAUUGCCAAUUUUCUUAUCGACUCCAUUAAGAAAAUUGGUUAUCAAAAUGUGGUUCAAGUAAUCACUAACAAUGCGCCAGUUUGUAGAGCUGCUAGAUUACUUGUUGAGGCUAGAUAUCCCAAUAUCUUUUGGACACCAUGUGUGGUUCACACUCUUAAUCUUGCUUUGAAGAGCAUAUGUUUACCAAAACAAAAUGACGAUUGGUAUGAUAAAUGUAGUUGGAUUUCAGAGAUUGCUGCUGAUGUUGGGUUCAUAAAAAUUUUUAUUGUGAACCAUAAUAUGAGAUUGACUAUGUAUAAGGACCACUGCAAAUUGAAGCUGCUCUCCAUUGCUGAAACAAGGUUUGCGUCUACACUUGUGAUGAUUAGAAGAUUUAAGGAAGUAAAGGAAGGUCUAGAACAAAUGGUGAUUAGUCCAAACUGGUCUUUAUAUAAAGAGGAUGAUGUUGGCAAGGCAAGAGCAGUGAAGGAAAAGAUAUUGGAUGAAUACUUUUUGGAUGAGAUUGAUUAUAUACUUUCCUUUAUAGCUUCUAUAUAUAAGAUGAUUAGGAUGGCUGACUCUGAUAAACCUUCUCUUUAUUCGGUUUAUGAGUGGUGGGAUACCAUGAUAGAGAAGGUGAAGGCAACUAUCUAUAGGAAAGAACACAAGCAACUGCAUGAACAAAGCGACUUUUUUGAUGUGGUGUAUCACAUUAUAGUGGAGCGAUGGACUAAGAGUAGCACACCACUCCAUUGUUUGGCACAUUCUUUAAAUCCUAAGUUUUAUAGCCCAGAAUGGCUGCAAGAGGAUCCUAGUCGUGUUGCUCCACACCAAGAUACCGAGAUUACAAGGGAAAGAAAAAAGUGUCUUGAGAAAUACUUUUCAGAUGACUGGGCUAGAAGAGAUAUCAAUGUGGAGUAUGCCUCUUUUUCAAUGUGCUUAGAUGACUUUGGAGCUAUUGAUGCUAUGAAUGAUAGGAAAAGCCCAAGCUACAAAGAAGGUGUUACUCAAAUGUGGGAUAUUGGAAGAGAUGGAUUUGAUAACUUGGGUGAAGAAGGUGUUGGGAUGCUUGAAAUUGCUAACCUUUCUCUAGAUGAACCAUCAUUGGAGGUUGCUUUAUUUACUGGAGAGGACAUUACAAAUAUUGUAGUUGAUUGA